Knipowitschia caucasica is the source of this 1626-nucleotide messenger RNA. Lineage: Eukaryota; Metazoa; Chordata; Actinopteri; Gobiiformes; Gobiidae. The record is from the annotation of a GenBank genome assembly.
AUGAAUGUGAACAGCUAUCUGAUUGGCUGGGAUGAGUUCCGAAAGAACAAAUGGCUGAUUGGCUACACUGUGGUCAUCAGCAUCUCCGUGAUCGACUGGAUGUUGACAAUCGGCAUGUUCUGUGAUGAGAGACUCAGAGUGCGCCGACUAUUUCGUCCAUUUUUCCUGCUGCAGAAUUCGUCUCUGAUGAAGAAAACUCUCAAAUGUAUCAAGAGGACGCUGCCGGAAAUUGCCAGUGUGAUCCUGCUGCUGGCGCUGCACCUCUGCCUCUUCACAAUGAUUGGGAUGCUCCUUUUCGUUAAAACUGAGGAUCCUUCAAAAAACAGCGAAUGGGAGUCUCACUUCAGAGGAAUGUCCAACUCUUUGACGUCGCUGCUGGUUCUUCUGACCACAGCCAACAACCCCGAUGUCAUGAUUCCAGCCUACUCUCUGAAUCGAGGAUACUCAGUCUUCUUCAUGAUGUUCAGCAUUAUCGGGACCUACUGCCUGAUGAACUUGUUGACUGCCAUCAUCUACAACCAGUUCAGAGGAUAUUUACUGAUGUCGGUGCAGACGUCGAUCAUCAGGAGGAGACUUGGGAUCAGAGCUGCGUUUGAGGUUUUGAGCUGUGGACAAGAGGCGAGCUCUGCAGAUCUUGGUCCCUGUGUUCCUGUGGCCCCUGUGCUCAAAGUCAUGUCCAAGGUCAAACAUAAAGAAUACUACAGACACAACAUCAUAAAGGCCGCUCAGCGUCAUGAAACUCUAGACCGAGAUCAGUUCAGGCGGAUCUUUGAUGAGCUAGACAAAGACCGGAUCAAAGAGCACCCCCCUCUGCCGGAAUACCGCUCCCGUGUGUCUCAGAAGCUGCAAAGAGCCUUCAGUCACUUCAGUCUCACCAUCAUUGGGAACGUGGUGGCUCUGGCCAACGUCAUCUGCAUCUGUACGAUUUUGAUCCUAAACUCUGAAAAAUCCACGGCUGAGAGAGACAACUUCUACAUGGAGCUGAUCAACCUGGUCUUCAUCUUGUAUUAUCUGUUUGAAAUGUUUGCCAAACUGUUUGCAUUGGGAUGGAGAGGCUACGUGUCCUACAGGAACAACCUUUUCGACGGGUUUCUCACUGUUCUUCUGCUGGCUCUGCUCAUCACGAUGUACGUCUUCUAUAAAUCUCCAUUUUCUCACUGGGAUCCGGACAGCGACAAUAUAGUUUCUCUUUGGGAAAUAACUCGGAUGAUCAACAUGCUGAUUGUCUUCCGCUUCUUAAGGAUCAUCCCGAAUAUAAAGCUCAUGGCUCUUGUUGCCAGCACUCUCAUGGACUUGGUGAAGAACCUCAGAGCAUUUGCAGGGAUCCUCGUGGUGGUGUAUUAUAUGUUUGCUGUGGUUGGAAUCUGGCUUUUUGAAGGAUCCAUCAAACCCCCUCCCCCCUCAAGAGCGGCCCUAGUUCCUCCUUCGACAGACCUCGGUGAGAACUGGUCUGCAGGGGGGGGUUGUGUGGAGAGGUGUUGGCGCUCUUGGGAGAGCCGGCCUGGAGACCUCUGCAGUAAGGAUAGGCGCUCUUGGGAGAGGCGGCCUAGGCCCUUCUGCAGUCUGCUUUACCAUCCUGGGGAUCAGGCGCUCUUGGGAGAGGCUGCCUGCCCAGGUUUGUUCUGA